Penicillium robsamsonii is the source of this 2130-nucleotide messenger RNA. RefSeq lists its product as uncharacterized. The record is from RefSeq and is a predicted model, not a curated record. Bases 1 to 2130 code for a protein of 709 amino acids. Gene Ontology annotation, molecular function: NAD+ poly-ADP-ribosyltransferase activity. The transcript has 5 exons. NCBI's taxonomy places the organism in Eukaryota, Fungi, Ascomycota, Eurotiomycetes, Eurotiales, Aspergillaceae.
AUGCCGGCUCAAAGUUUCAAGAAGCUGGUGAUUGCCGUGGGCGGGACCUUUCCCAAUCUAAAACAAGCGGACUUGAAGUCGCUUAUUGAGAAGAAUGGAGCCACAUUCAGUACUGCGAUCACGGAUGAUUGUACACAUCUCGUGACCACUGAGAAGGAUGUAGAGAAACAGACCACCAAAUACAAACAAGCUUUCCAGCUCGCCAAUUGUCACAUUAUCCCACUUGCGUGGCUCCUUGAUUCAGACAAGGCGAAGAAACCAUUGGCGGAGUCGAAGUAUUCCUUCGGCCAAGUCGAUCAGGCGUCCCAGGCAGACGACAACGCACACACUAAGACUGCGGACAGCAUCGCAUCUCUUCCCGCAGACAACAAGCGUAUUACCAGGAAGCGAGGUGCAGAUGCGGCUUCUGCUGAAAAUGAUGCCGACAAAACGACAAACGGCGCCCAGAAGAAUGGAGCAAACGGCAACGAUAAAUCCUCCGGGGAUAAGAAGCCUGCAAGCAAGAAACGAGGUGCAGAUGAAGACACUGGUAAAAACGGUUCCAACAAAAAGACGAAGGACAUCCAGAAGACAUCCACAAAGGCAAUUAAUGUCCCAAUUGACGAGGGCUUUGAGAGCCUGGGUAAACUGAAGGAUCCCAAGGUAUACAUUGACAACGCAGGCCUCAUCUGGGACGCAACCCUGAGCCAGACUGUGGCAGCCAACAAUGCCAACAAAUUCUAUCGUGUCCAAUUGUUGGUCGGUGCGAACUCCAAGUAUUUUACCUGGACACGCUGGGGUCGAGUUGGGGAGCAUGGACAGUCAGCCUGUCUCGGAAAUGGCGAUUUGGCAAAUGCGAUGCAACAGUACGAGAAGAAGUUCAAAGACAAGUCAGGCCUCAAAUGGGAGAAACGACUCGAUACUCCUAAGCACGGGAAGUAUACUUUCCUUGAGCGCAACUAUGAAGAGGACGACGAAGACGAAGAGCCUGUCAAAAAUGAGAAGACUAUCAAGGAAGAAGAGGACGAGCCCAUGGCCGAGAGCGCCUUAUCAAAAGGGCUUCAAAAUCUCAUGUCCUUCAUCUUCAAUCGACAAAACGUUCUCGACACAUUGGCUGCAAUGUCAUACGAUGCCAACAAACUGCCACUAGGAAAGUUGAGCGACAGGACUUUGAAAAGUGGAUUUUUGGUUCUGAAGGAGAUAUCCGAGCUCAUGACCACACCAAACGUGUCACAAGAAAGAUACGGGCUGUCGUUUAAUGAUGCCAUAGAGACAUUGAGCAACCGGUAUUUCACCUUGAUUCCUCAUGUCUUUGGCCGCCAUCGGCCCCCGACCUUGAACACAAAUGCGCAGAUCAAGAAGGAAAUCGAUUUGCUAGAGGCACUGACGGACAUGGACGUUGCGAAUGAGAUCAUGGUAUCGUCCAAGCAAGACCAUGACAUUCACCCCCUGGAUCGCCAGUUCCAGAGUCUGGGUAUGAAGGAGAUGACCGAAUUGGAUCCCAAAUCAACCGAGUUCACAGAACUCGAGAACUACCUCCAGAACACACGCGGCGAGACACACAGCAUGAGUUACAAGGUAGUGAACAUCUUUCGCAUUGAACGCCAAGGCGAAAAUGACCGCUUCAAUUCAUCCGCCUACGCCAACAUCCCGAACAGCGACCGCCGCCUCCUCUGGCACGGAUCUCGGAGCACAAACUUCGGUGGUAUCCUCAGCCAAGGAUUGCGCAUCGCACCACCCGAAGCGCCCGUAAACGGCUACAUGUUCGGCAAGGGUGUUUAUCUAGCAGAUAUCUCCAGUAAAUCCGCAAACUACUGUUGUCCCUAUAACAGCGGGGGGAUGGGGCUGCUGCUUCUCUGCGAUGCGGAGCUCGGUGCGCCUAUGCUGGAACUCGACGGAGCCAGCUACAAUGCUGGCGAGGAAGCGCGAGCUGCUGGAAAGAUUGCGACGCUCGGCAGAGGUUCGAACAUUCCUGGGGGGUGGAAGGAUUCGGCAUGUUUGAAUCCGGCCUUGGCGGGUGUGAAGAUGCCUGAUAUGGCCAUUGGGGGUGUCAGGGAUGAUAACCGUCGGGGACUGAUAUACAACGAGUACAUUGUGUACGAUGUUGCACAGAUACGACAGCGCUAUUUGUUCCAGGUUAAGAUGAACUGA